UCCUGCUCUAGCGUCACUUUUGAAAAAACUCACAAAUAAACAAUUUCUAAGAAGAGAAUUUUACUUUUUUUGGGCUAAACCCACACUUGUGCAAUAUGUACAACAACCUGGACCUGAAAGCCCUCGCCGUGGACGAUAUUGUGGAGGAGUACAAGCUGUUACACCAACGCCACCAGCAUUUGAAGACGCAAAGCGACCAGGAUGCCCAGAGAAUCCAUGAACUCAAGCGCAAUCUGGACACUGCCCUGGCUGCAGAGGCUUAUCUCACCCAAGAACUGGAACAGCUUAGCUCUCAGCCGCAGCCGAACAACACUGGCGGGGAUUCACAAGAGCUGGAGGAUCUGCGACGCAAGUAUCGCAUCCUGCAAGAAGAGCAGGAAUCCCUGCAGCAGGAUUACGACCAGAAGGCAGAGGAGGGGAAGACUUUAAAGAAGCUACUAGAGGCUAAGGAAAAGGAGCUGUUAGAGCGAGCCAGCUUGAGUUCCAGGGAUCUCCAUGAGGAGUGUGCGGCGCGUGUGAAUGCCUUGGAGCUGGAGAACUCCGAAAUGAUGCAAAAGUUGGCGGAUUACGAGGAGAACAGUGUGAAGAUUACGCUUUCAGUGGCUGAGAAGGAUAACACCCUUGAAUGCCUGGCCGAUCGUGUGAGUUGCCUGGAACAGAAUCUCAAUUGCAAGCGCGAUGAGCUGGAGGAGAAACUCCAAUUGCUGGAGAGCUGCCAGGAGCAGCUGGUGGAUGCCAAUGCCAAGAUAGCCUUGCUUACCUCGGCUCCUGAGAAUAAUGAACGCAAAGGCAACUCCUUGUUCGCCGAGGUGGAUGACCAAAGGCAGGCCAUGAAGCAGCUUUUGGCGGCUCAGAAAAAGAGUUAUUUGGAAAUGAAAAAGACCUAUGCGGAUAGCCAGUUUGAAAUAAGACGCUUAAAACGUGAAAAUGUGGCUAUGCACUCAGAGUUACAGGCUUGCAGCACUAUUUUUUGCAGUGCAGACAAGACAUAUAGAAGCAAGUUAAACGAACGCAUUCGCUAUUUAAUGGCCACCAAUGACAGCCUGGAAAAGCAGCUAAAACUCUCACAGGAGCGCCUGCGUGAUUUGGCCAAAGACAAGGCAGUCAACUGGCUGGAUUCAAUGUUGGAUUUCUGCAAACGCGAAACCCAUGAGCUGAAGACCCAGGUUCACAGUUUGCGCAUACAAAAGGCUGGACUAGAGGAUCAAAUGCGUUCGGUGCAGCAGGAAAUGGCACGCUGGCGCUUUGAGUCUUUGAAAUCCCGCUGCGUGCUCAUAGAUCGUGAAAAUUUGUUGACAGAGCACAAAAUUGGCUUUAAACCCAUGCAGGCCAUGGAGUUUAAUAUACAGGAGGAGGAACUUAAGGCUGCUUUGCCAAGAAUAGCAACUCCUUUGGCUGUUAAUGCUCCACCUGAAAUCCCUAAAAAAGAAGAAAUUAUAAUACUGGAAACACCUAUUGAAAAGGAUCUAACUUUGUCUGAAGAAAUUCCUGUGGAAAUUAAAAAGGAGCCUGGCUUCAAACCCUUGGAGAAACUUGAAGGUGUUAAGACCAUAAUGGGUUUUAAAAUUAAAAGGGAAGAAGUUUCUUUAGGAGAAGAAAAAGACCAGGAAAAUGUGUCAAAAGAAGCUCUUGAAAUUAAAGAAGAGCUAAAGGAUUUUGAUCCCCAUAAAGAGGCUCCCUUAAUUAAGGAAGAAAUACCCCAAGAAACCCUUGAAGAAAUACCCCAAGAACCCCUUGAAGACAUGCCCAAACCCCAAAUGAAAGGCACACCUGUCAGGGGUCUCCUGAAUCCCCUAAAAAACAAAAACCAACAAGACUCCCCUGAGCUCCAAAAAGAUCUAAAUCAGAAUGAAGUCCAAGAAGAGAUACAAUUGGAAACCCUGCCCAAACCCUUAAUGAAAGGCACUCCCGUUAAACACCUUUUGGGCUCUUUGAAAGUCAAGUCCAACGAAGAAUUACUUUACCAAAAAGAAGAGCCUGCUAAACCUCAACGCAGGGGUACUCCUGUUAAAAAAUUAAAUUUCUUAAAUAACAAAACAGAAAGUGAUGAUGAAGAGGAAAAAUUCACACCCUCAAAGUCCAAAACUGGAGCCAUAGAAAUCCUUGAUAGUCCCACGCCUCAAAAACCCCAGCGCAAGGGUACACCUGUACGCUUGGCUGUUAUCAAGGACGAAAAUGUGCGCUCCAUUUUGUCCAAAAAGAGGGAUAUCUUCGCCGAGGACUCCCACAAGGUGGUCAAGUUCAGCGAGAGCGAUCCCACCAUUCACAAUUUGAGUCCAGUUGAGCUGGCGGCAGCCAAGGAGAAUGAGAAGCCUACGGAAACGGAGGAUGUCAAGGAUAUAAAGCCUGCAAUUCGAAGGCCUAUAGUUCGUCGCAUUGUUGUGAGUUCAAGGAAAGCCACAAUGAAAUGAUUGAGAGAAUUUAUAAGAAGCUUUUGGACAAGAAUUUAGAUAUUAAUUUUAGAUUAUAAAAUAUGAGAAAAUAAAAUAUACAAAAUAAUAUGAGAAAA
This is a messenger RNA of Drosophila kikkawai, 2509 nucleotides long. It is a transcript of the gene Spindly, whose product is annotated as spindle apparatus coiled-coil protein 1 spindly. The record is from RefSeq and is a predicted model, not a curated record. Lineage: Eukaryota; Metazoa; Arthropoda; Insecta; Diptera; Drosophilidae.